This is a messenger RNA of Oncorhynchus mykiss (rainbow trout), 1099 nucleotides long. The record is from RefSeq and is a predicted model, not a curated record. NCBI's taxonomy places the organism in Eukaryota, Metazoa, Chordata, Actinopteri, Salmoniformes, Salmonidae.
UGAUCUACUUCGGUUUUUGAGAUUAUGCUGGAUAGAUGAAAAGUUUGUUUCGAGAUAAAAAAAAAAAAAAAAUAAUUAACGAUGGGAAACCACUGCACAAACCAUGUUUAAUGGUGUAACAAUUUUCUGAUUGAAUUGUUGAGCUGAUGUAUAUAAAAAAAAUCGGACUUAAUGUGGACUUCCGAAUGUUGCCUUUGUUUUGAUUAAUCACCUUGGUUACCCAGAAAAAUUAGUAUUCUAUUUGGUGGGCAAGUUACAUUUCCUGUGAAAAGUUUAGGUGAAAUGUUCCUGGGUGAUAAAGCUCAGAGCAAACGAAGACAUUGUGACGCAGGACAUUGGUUGUUCAAAUAACAACCCAGCGUUGAAUUGUCUUACUCUCCAAACCAGAAUUGGACUCAAAAGAACACUAACUUCAAUAUUCAAUCUUCCUCAAUGUCCAUCCGUACAUUCUUUAUGUAUAAAAAUGUUUUAUUAGGUCACUUGAUGGGGAAGAAAAGCCUUGACAGUCUCUCUGGAUCAGAAGAUAGCAGCAACAGGGACAAUAUACCGUCUUCAGAGGAAGACACGCUGUUGGAUAGAUAUGUGCAGCCGUCCAAGCUGGUGCAAGGCUUCAUCAGGACCCUCUGGGGACUGGAGAACAAGAGGCAGAACCAGACCCAGAGACAGGGACAGGAACAUGUUCUCUCUCGAAUGGGGGUACUCAAGACCACAAAGUGGGAAGAGACAGAUAGACACCGAUACCUCAAACAGCUGACAGACCUCAUUCGAUUGGCUUUCAACAUGAAGGAGAACACCAUCUUCAACUGAAGACAGGCAGUCAGUCAGCUCUAGUCUGCAGCUGUCCUAUGAUGAACGGCACUACACGCCUCAGAGACUCAGUCCGAGUCGUUGCAUCCAGCGCACCUGUUCACAAUAUUUUGAAAACAAUAUAGCCUAUAUUAGAGUUGACUUCAUAUGAUAUAUAAUAACAUAAUUAUCAUAAUAAUUACAUGACGUCAUCUACUAUUUAUUGUAUCCUACUCAAAAUACUACUCCCCCCCCCAUCAACAACACUGUGUAAAGAACAUUGAAUAAAGCUGAAAUUGUUGUGAUAACUGCA